UGUAAGGGUCUUCUAUCUAUCUAUCUAUCUAUCUAUCUAUCUAUCUAUCUGUCUGUCUGUCUGUCUGUCUGUCUGUCUGUCUGUCUGUCUGUCUGUCUGUCUGUCUGUCUGUCUGUCUGUCUGUCUGUCAGUCAGUCAGUCAGUCCUUCCAUCCGUCCGUCCGUCUAUAUUAACCAGCAUGUUGGGAAACAAUGCGUUCAGUUCAGUUCAGUUCAGACAACUUUAUCUUCCCCCAUAGGCAAUUCAUUUGUAGCUUCCAAGUCCAUACAUUCGGUCUCAACAGACAACCAACCAACAAUCCAGUGUGAUAUCUAACCUUUAAGACAGGCAAGAAGAAGAAAUUGAUGUAGGCCGAGGGUAAAUUAGAGUAAGUUGUUAACUCCAUAGUGUGUAGUUAGUAGUAGUUUUCUCUGUCACUUUGGUACAUUUCUCAGAUCAGAAUUGAAAUUCUCAAAACUACUUGUUCAAUCUUCACAUCAUUGUUCCACUUGUGCAAAUCAAAAAAGCAGUUUCUCAUUUCUUUGAACAAGUUGCAAAUGCUUUGGUACAUUCAUGUAAAUGAUUAUGUACAAUUCUCUGCUGUUUCCUACAUUAUCAAUUGCUUAUGUCAUGUUGAUCAAAAUGUAUUAUAAUGGGUCUCUGUUGAAUAGUCUCACCCCCCACACAAAGUCUUUACAUGCAAAAUGGUUGAACAAUUUGUCAUAAUAUGUCAAGCAUAUCUAUAUACAUUUCCAUUUGACUUAUUUUUCUAAAUCUGUCCUGAUUUAAAUUUAAAUUGCUCCCAGGUGAAUCUUGACUUUCUCUAACGAAGGGAAAUGUGUGAAGCAUUAGAUCAACAAAUGAUCAACCAGUUUUCUGAAAUAGCUCAAAGGUGCAUCUCAUGAACCAUCAACUGGCAAGUAUAUAUAUAUAUAUAUAUAUAUAUAUAUAUAGCCGGAGCACAACACAAUUAUACAAUGUCUGACAAUGGAAGGACAAGGAAUUGGACGGGGUCAACAGCCAGAGAGAAGAAGAAGAGGAAGAGGAGUGAGGCUGCGUGGUGGAGGAGUUGGGAGGCAAAACAGAGGAAGAGGCAGAAGAGGCCGAGGACAUAUGCGUGUCCCUGAUGAGAUAAGAGCCACACUUGUAGACCACGUUCUCAAUCAUGGGCUUACAAUGGCCGAGGCUGGUCGAAGGGUGCAGCCAGAUGUUGGGAGAACAACUGUGUCCUCAAUCAUUCAGACUUCUUGUCGACAGAGCAGGACUGCAAGGCAACUUCACAGGGUUGGCAGAGGGCCCCUUUUCACACCUGAACAGGAGGAGGCUAUUUGCACCAUGGUUGUAGAAAACAAUGCCAUAAGACGAAGGGAGAUAAAGAGUGCCAUUAUAGAGGACAACAACAUCUUUGAAAACAUCCAAACAGUCAGCAUCUCAACCACUGACAGGCUGAAAAGACACCAAAUGAAUAUGAAGCAGCUGUACACUGUUCCAUUUGAAAGAAAUGGUGAAAGAGUGAAGGAGCUGUGCUACCAGCAUGUACAGCGUAUAAUGGAACUGGAAGCAAGUGAACCACCGCACAACUUCAUCUACAUGGAUGAGGCUGGCUUCAACCUAACGAAACGCAGAAGACGUGGUCGAAAUAUCAUCGGCCACAGAGCUACAGUUGAUGUGCCGGGCCAACGGGGCGGGAACAUAACCAUGGGUGCUGCUAUCUCUGAGAAUGGUGUGCUAACGCAUAUUCCCAUUAUUGGGCCAUACAAUACAGAGCGUCUUGUCACCUUUUUAGACACUCUCUACAGGGAUCUCAUCCCUGAACAAGACAGGGGUCAGAUUGGAGAUGACUUGCCAAAGUACGUGAUAGUUUGGGACAAUGUCAAUUUCCAUCGCUCCAACAUCAUCAGGCAAUGGUUUGCGACCCACAACAGGAUGCUGAUGGAGUUCCUCUCACCCUACUCCCCAUUCCUUAACCCCGUUGAGGAAUUUUUCUCAGCAUGGAGAUGGAAAGUUAAUGAUCGCCAGCCACAUACACAGAUGACCCUUCUGGCUGCCAUGGUUACAGCGUGUGAUGACAUCACAGCAGAUGCCUGCAGAGGCUGGAUAAGACACUCUAAAAGAUUCUUUCCACGCUGCAUCGCAAGAGAAGAUAUUCGUUGUGAUGUGGAUGAGAAUUUGUGGCCCAACAGACAGGAACGUCAGGAGGUGUAGGAAGACUGCACUGUAAUUCCUACAGCACUACUUUAUUUUUGUUUUUUUCUUUGUGCUAUGCAGUGCUGUCUUUUUCUUUUCUGUAUCACAAUGACAUGGUCUGUCAACAAAUACAGUACAAACAGUAAAAGCGUAAAUGUGAAUCUUGUCCAGUCUCUUGCAAUCAAUCUCCCACAUACACUAAGGUGUAACUAACAAUUUACAAUAAUUGUCAUCAAGACUUAAGCCAUAGUUUACAUCAGAACAUCCCUGCAGAGUACAGUUAUAUUGACAACACGACUAAGCAAUUUGACUGUCUUAUCCGUACACAAUAACACAAGGACCUGUCCUUCUGAUGGCAGUGACAUGUUCAUUGACACAGAUAUUUACUUUUGAGAGAUGAACUAAAGAUUUUGAGCAAGAGACUGGCUUUUGCAGGUAAUCCAUGGUGUUUUGCUAUUUGUACGAAUUGUUUUGAGAAAUUCACUUACUGUUUUGCAAAUGUCGAGGAUGAUUCGAGAAAUGUACCAAAGCGAUUGAGAAAAACUGUAAUAGCUUUAAAACAGAGAAGGACCAAACAUAAGAGCUGCUGAGGUCUGAGCAUCUCGAUGAAACUAAAUUCAAUAACUGAGCACUAGAGGGAAACCACUGGUCUGACAUUAUAUUAAACUUCUCUCCUGCACUUUCAA
Messenger RNA from Seriola aureovittata, 2852 nucleotides. RefSeq lists its product as uncharacterized. The coding region runs from base 967 to 2184 and encodes 405 amino acids. Lineage: Eukaryota; Metazoa; Chordata; Actinopteri; Carangiformes; Carangidae. The transcript has 3 exons. Gene Ontology annotation, molecular function: nucleic acid binding. The record is from RefSeq and is a predicted model, not a curated record.